AUGACGGCUAAAAUUAAGCUCAACACUCUCAAGCAAUGUCUUGAGUUCCUGGAGUGGUUGAAUAAUAAGAAGCAGAGUAGUAUGAAAACCAAAGUGGUCACUCAACUAUCUAACCGUCUUAGUGGCAAGUAUAAGAAUGUUGAUCAACCACAAAUUGCAAAUGCACUGUCCGCAUUCCUCGGCCACGUGUCCUACUUUUAUGGGAGAUUGUGCUACAAAGCAGAGGCAGGCAGUUAUAAAGGGGGAAACGAACAACAAAUCACCGAUGCUCUUUUAGAAUGCAUUCCCAAGUUCUUAGCCGUGAUGUACUUUUUGAGGUAUAAUGUGGAUGCGAACUUUGCUGCACUGGGUGGGGGCAAGUGGAAGGGUGACCGGCCUGGUGAAGGUAGAAUACUUGGCCGUGAUCUGCAGGCAUAUCUCACUGAUAGAUCAGGCUCUAGAUACGGUGUCAUUCCUGGAGGAUUCGGUAGUCACGGCGAGUUGAAACGUGGUCGUGGUUCCAGUGGCUACCGCCAAGGUAGUGACAUGGCCACUGACCUUACAGCGAUUUGUGAAAAGCAUGAUGCCCAGUAUUUUCGCGAUGUUUUCGUCACUUCAGUACUCGGAGAACAUGGCACAGAUAUUCCGAAUAUAGCCAACGCACUGCGUUUGGCGCAAGACUUUUGUGGGAUAUUCGGGGACGAAACUAAGGAGAGAGAAUUCAGAGAUUACGUGCAAUCUAAGGGAAAUUGCAUUGAGUGGGAAGAAUUAGUAAGGCAUUGUAAAUCUCUCCAAUCACAAUUUAGCAAACUUUACACCGGUCAACGCUUUUCCUUCACCGGCUACGGCCGGAAAUAUGAAGAGCUUAACAAGGAAAGGUUUGCAAAGAAAACGGCAAAUUGGUUGAGAAGCAACUUGGAAAAGGUGCGGAAGAAUUUGGAGCAUAUUAAGCCUUUUGUAAGUGAACACGAAGGUCAUGCACAUGAAUUCGCCAGGCUCCAUAAACAUCACACCAUGCUCCAGGAAUAUUACGCCGAGCUUGGCCCACAUUUCACUAAAAAUCUUUUUCCUUACGGUUUCACUUUUUAUGGUGAGAAAGAACACAUUAAGACAAAUGCGCCUUUUGAGGAUUUUAGGGCGGAUUGGGAUAGUGUAAUCUAUGAGCUUAAGAGAGACGGUAGCGGCUUGGCGGAGUUAAAAAGAAUUCUGGAUGGCAAGGGGUGUCGAGCACCGCUUCCACCUCCAAAGCCGCGCCCCAGGCCGGCGCCUGCGCCCAGGCCCCCGAGGCCUGUACCCCAACCCGGGCGUGCCAGGACUCCUGGUAGGACAUCCGGUCCAAGGCUUCUUGGAGAUUGGUCGUCAAGUGAGAGCCAGGCUUCUGGUGCUAGAGGAGGAAAUACAGGAGCGAGAGGGCCUAACAAUAGAGGAGGGGGAUCGGGGGCUCACAGUAGAAGAGGGGGGCAAAACAAAGGAAGUGGACCGGGGCCUCGAGGUGCUCCAGGUGCUAAUGGCGCACGGGCAAGCAGAAGUCCAGGGUCUUCGGUGUCUAUUAAGCCCCAACCCUUACAAUCGCAAAAUGAUUCUCGGCCUCAUUCCCAACAACCUCCACCUCCUGCCCCCAGUGCUCAUAGAGUGCCUAGUCCACCGGCUAAAAUACAUCCGACUUCAGAGCCCCUUGUUUCCCCAGCUCCUACGCAUGCUCACUCAAGUGCGUCCCGCUCCAGCUCUUCGUCAUCUAGUGUCACUGACGCCGGUGGUCAGGAACGGAGUCCACAGGCGGCCGCUUCUGGACAUAUUCAACAGAGUAGUCAAGACUCAGCUCUCAAUCGAGGCUCCAAUCCAGGCAUACCUGGUCAGCAUUCUGAUUUAGGUGGCGGUGCAGGAGCUGGUGGGGUGCCAAGCACCGGUGGGCAUUCAAAGGACACUGUUUCCAAAGCCGCUGAACCUGUUGCCUCUCCAAGCAUUGAUCUUUCCCAAGCUCAAAGUGCUCCAAGAGAUGUUCAGUCUGCUGGGCAUAAUAGUGAUCCGGGCCGUCCAGGGUAUUCGUUGCCACAGGCUGGGUCAAGCCACAAUGGAGCCCCGGGGCCCGUUGAUACGCCGGUUGGUCCUGUUCCGGAUUCAGACAGCAAGGUGUCUUCGGGAAUAAAUCCGGUUGUCUCUUCAAAUGUAAGCGACACUCAGACUUCAAGGGUUCAAAGCCCAGAUUCCCUGCCAUCUGUUGUCCCUCCUCCCGGUGGUGGCCACGGCCUAGAUGGACAGGCGCCUUCUUCUGACCUUACUCAACAGCAUCCUCAAGGCUCGCAACAACAUUUGACUUCGGGUGCGACUACAACAGCUGCUGUAAGUCGUGCUGGUACAGGUGACGAUGAAGCCAAUGGAGGGGGUGGGAUGGCGGCAGGUGGUACGGAUGGCGAUUCCCUGGUAGACAAUCACUCUGGUAAAUCUUCUAACGCCUCUCAACCUUCUAUGCAGCAUCCCACUCCAACUCAUUCAGACCAAGACCCUCCAUCUGAUAUCCCUGGUCCACCGGGUGAUGUGGGCCUUGCUCUCCAAUCGCCUCAACUAAUUGCUCAUGGCCACACGGGCGAUACAGGCGACCAUAGCCUGACAUCCAUUCCUCAGCCUCCCGGCCCAGAUUCUCUCAGUGAUUCUGAUCAUGCAGUUACAAGAGCUCAACAACUUGUUGGAACUCAGGAUAAUGGACCUCUAGGUCAGCUAGGCCCGGCACUGUCUGUUCCUCCAUCCCCACCUUCUGCUCCUCCCCUAACCACAGCUGCAGACCUUUCAACUCCGCAGAACAGUCUACAUGGACCCGUGGGGGCCCAAGGCGUUCAUGGUCAACGAGCUAUGCAGCCUGUGGAUCCCAUCUCGAAAGACGAUAUAGACUCUACGGAACCUCUAAAUAAACAGGUUUCCUCCAGUCCUACUGUGUCACAUGAUCCCCCUGGUAAGUCAACAAGCGGGGCUCCGGCUUCAACGUCAGGUAAGGCUGCGAUUUCACAGCCUGAUGACAUUCACGGCGCUGUGCUCACUCAGUCAUCAAGUGUUUCUAUUUCAGGAUCCCCAUCAUCAGGCGACCUUCCUUCACCAAACAUUGACGACCCAUGCCACAGCCUCGAGAUAUACGUCCCCAUGCGUAUAGUUACUGAGCCCGUCUUCGAUUAUGACGUCGGUGAGGAACCACCUGUCGAGACCUCCAUACUGCCCGACCGAGUAGGACCGUCUAUACCUGCAGUCUCGUUUAACCUUCUACCUCCAGCUACCAAGAAGCCUCUACCUUCCAGAGAAGAUCCAAAAAUUACCGCAGCCGAAUUCGAGGACAAGUGCGUUCCUACCUGGAUCACUCAGACGCCUAAAUACAGCUUCGCAGAUGUCCCUGACACCGAGUUGUUCCCCUCCGAGGCGCCGCUUGCAGUCAGGGAGAUGCUCAUUUGGCUGGUUGGACUUCAGAACCCGAAGUAUCAUGUGGACAUGGAGAAGUGUAUUAAAAAGGCAUUCGGCAGCAUGCCUGACGCUACACUCGGAGAUCUUAAGCUCUCUGUCAACGGUUCUCACAUCACAGCCAAACAGGUACUUGACGUCUUAAAACUUACCGCCAUGUUUGCAGCUUCAGUGCUAUCCACCAUUGAGCCUGCCUGGAAAGGUAACGUCGCAUUGUUUGCAACACUAAAAAGUAAGGACUCGGAUCAAUCCAAGGACGCUGAUUGCUGCGCUCUCCUCUGCCAGCUGCGGGACUACGCCUACGCCUGCUACCACCAGUUGCAGUUCUUAAGGUCGCAAUGUUCUCGGAAUAAGUCACAAGGUGGUUGGCAGGAUUGUCAGUACGGCAGUAAUGUAUCGUCUCCCAACUCCCCCCUCCAGGCUUUCCUGACCGACGCCCCCGACUCCAUCUUUAAGACACAUCCCUUCGACCCGUGCAGCAUCUGCUUCAAGAGCCGUGUCAAAAUGGGAUUCAAGGAUGAGGAUUUGCCUGCAUCUCACGAAACUGGCAAGCAUAUUUCCACCAUCCUCUCUCCCAGCUGCGGCGGCGACGAUCCCCUGCUGACACUGUCCUCUUACCUCAACUGCCUCACCAGGCGGACGCCGCGCACCACCGGGGAGCUUGUCUCUUUCUUCCACAAUUUCGGAAGUGCUCUUCACAGGUCUCCUUCACAGUUGUCCAGGCUGGGCUCCGCCCUCUCCAAGCCACAUCCUCACUGCCCCGACUGGGACCAUCUUGAGGCCGACGACCUCAAAGUCAUCAAGGACGCCCGGGGCUCCGACGCUUCCACCGUUAACCACGACAAGGACCAAGGCCAUCCCAAGACCCUGUCCACACUGCUUAGCUGCGGCAUCGAUAAUGCCAAGUGCCCACAACUGAUGAUGCCCAUCACCUACCGGGCCUACGCCCUGUACUCACCAAGCUUCGCCCACACCUACCUCAGCUGGACGGUCUACCUGGCAGACAGACUGUGGGAGUCACUGCUCAGGCUGCAAGAUGAUCUCGAGGACCUUCAAUGUUCCGACGAUAAAUCCCUCCAUCAGAGUACCAAGGCACUGCCGCUCCUCUACACUCACGGGUUCACCCCGCCGGACGGGACACUGCCGCCGUCACUCUCCUGUUCAGAGGUCAUUAACAAGCUGGAGGAAGUUGUAUCCGGUCAUCCUAUCGCAAACCUCAUGACCGCCAUGGACACAUUCCUCUACAGAGUCCGGGAGCCCUUCCUCUUCACCAUCAUCUCACUCUGGUCUGUCGCGUUCCUCCUCCUCUUUCACACGAUGCUCUACCGCAUCGACGUUCUGCGCAUCCGCUCGCACCUCCUCACCACCAGGGCCUCACACCUCAUCGACGUCAAGGCUUUACUCGCCGGCAGCCGCAGGAUGCUCUCACUCUACAAGGACGUCGACUACUUCGACGACGACUUUCACUCAUGA
Molecule: messenger RNA, 4893 nt
Organism: Babesia ovata
Lineage: Eukaryota; Apicomplexa; Aconoidasida; Piroplasmida; Babesiidae
Product: Ribosome-binding protein 1
Exons: 1
Coding region: 1-4893 (1630 amino acids)
Source: RefSeq, a predicted model, not a curated record